AUGGCAUCAUCGAAAUAUAGCAAAGGUCGUAAAUGCAUUUUCAUCAGCAAUCCAAAGCUAAUUAACAUAGCAACGCGGAGCAAUAAACGAAUCCUGAAAUUGGAUGAUACUGAGUUUGUAAUUAAUGAUGAGCAAAUGAUUGCAACGUCUGAUUUUUUGAAGCGAAUGCUUAUUGGUGAAAAGAAAAAAGUGAUUGAGCUUGACGAUUUAAAAAAAAAACAGCCAUGCUUCGAUACAAUCGGUUUAGCAAUUGCAGUUUCAUUUGCAAAUGGAUGUGCCGAAAUACUACUAAAUCGAAUUAUUAGUGCAUUAGCAGCAGCAAAUGCAUUGGAAAUGUGGAAUAUGCGUAAAGCAAUCAUCGAACAACUUUGCAUAUUAGCUGCACAACCGGAAAGUGCACCAUUUGCUAUUAAUGUUGCUGUGUGUAAUUUGGAGAAUGAUAAGGCAAAAUAUGUCGUAAAGCAAUCCUUGAAUAAGUUCAAUGAAGUAAUCAAGCAACGUAGCUUUGUUGUUAUCAGUGAUUUAAGCUUCGAAUUCUUCAUUUCUCUUUUUCUUUACGAGCAUUCUUCCACCAUCGAGAAAAAUGAGAAGUGGACAGUAGCAGAAUCAGCAGCAUGGGCAAUCAAAUUCUGGUGCGGCAAUGAUAAUCAACGUUACACGUUUGCAAAGAAUAUACUCAAUAAAUUACGACUUUUCUGCGAUUUUGAUAUUAUCGAUCACAUUGAAAGAUUGAUUGCUCCAAAUUCUCGAAAUAAAGUGGAAAUGAUUAAUGAUACUGCAGCUCAAUACAAUAAGCUUAAAAUAACACGUACAAAUACUGAUGAUCCAAUUACUGAUUUGAAUGAAUCGUCGAAAUUUGAAACAUUCCAUCAAAUUGAACUUCCAGCAGUUAAACCGGAUGCCAACGGAAUUCGCCAUUACUCAUUCAUCGUUGAAUUUGAAGCGCCAAAGGAAUUGCUUAUCUCGAAUAAGCCAAAAUUUAUCGGCUUACAACUUGAAGCAAUUCUUGACUGUCCGAAUCAAUAA
Messenger RNA from Acanthocheilonema viteae, 1026 nucleotides. Lineage: Eukaryota; Metazoa; Nematoda; Chromadorea; Rhabditida; Onchocercidae. The record is from the annotation of a GenBank genome assembly.